GACUGGGGACCCCAUGGGGCAGAUCGGGGCUUGAGGGGGCAGCUUGGGGAGGUCGUGGGGUAGGUUGGGGCCUGUGGGGCAGGCCAGGCCCCUGUAGGGCAGUGACCGUGUGGGGCAGGAGGCUCGGGCUGGCCCCUCCGUCCCCCCCAGCGCUGGCUCACGGUGCCCCCACCGUGGCCCCCGCUGCCGGCGAGCCUCCCCCAGCCAGGCUCCCCGCAAAACCCUGCGGGCUCCGAGGGAAACCCCCGUUUCUGUAGGGUUUUCCUGCCGUCAGAGGCCCGUUUGCUGCCGCCACCCCCGGGCACGAGGCUGCUCUGGCUGCAGGGAAGGCAGAGCACAUCCGCAGGAGGUGGCUGCAGCGGGGUUUGGCACCUGCUUCCUCGGGGGGAGCUGCAGCAUCCCUUCCCCGGGGGGCGAGCAGGGCUGCGGUGGGGCGAUGCCGCAGCGCCGGCACCCAGCUCGAAGGCUGCCCCUCGUCCCCAGUCUUGGCUGCUGCUCCGCCGAAACCUGCUCGUUACUGCUGGUAAACAGCAGUGCCUUUCUGAAGGGAAGGGCUGCAAAACAAACAGAAAUCCUCCCCGGCCUCCUGGCAAGGCCAGAAAGGCGAUAGCUGGAUGUAAGGAGGCUCCUGACGUCGUUGUUUUUUUCUGCCGGUGCCCCGAGCAAAUGGAGAAAGGGGAACGCUGCAAACACGUUGUCCGUAGAGGAUUCACAGGGGUUCACGCUGGGCAGAAGCAGCUGAAUCCCUAAAAAUGGAAAUCGCCACUCCUCCGACGUCAAAGUGUAUUAUAUACUGGAAAAGAAAAGUCAAGUCUGAAUACAUGCGUCUUCGGCAGCUCAAGAGGUUUCAGGCGAACAUGGGAGCCAAGGCUCUUUUUGUGGCCAACUUUGCAAAGGUUCACGAAAAGACUCAAAUUCUGAAUGAAGACUGGAAGAAGCUUCGAGUUCAACCAGUGCAGUUGAUGAAGCCAGUCAGCGGGCACCCUUUCCUAAAACAGUGUACCGUUGAGAGCAUUUUUCCCGGAUUUCCAAGCCAGACGCUGUACAUGAGGACGCUGAACACGGUGGCUCUGGUGCCCAUCAUGUACUCCUGGUCCCCCCUUCAGCAGAACUUCAUGGUGGAGGAUGAAACUGUUCUGUGCAACAUCCCUUACAUGGGAGAUGAGGUGAAGGAAGAGGAUGAAACCUUCAUUGAAGAACUCAUUAAUAACUACGAUGGGAAAGUUCAUGGAGAGGAAGAAAUGAUUUCAGGGUCGGUCCUCAUCAGCGACGCUGUGUUCCUGGAGCUCGUGAACGCCCUGAAUCAGUACUCGGACGAGGAAGAGGAAGGACACAAUGAUUCUGAGGUUAAGCAGGAGGAUGGGAAAGAGGAGCUGCCAGUCACGCGGAAAAGGAAACGAAUUGCAGUGGAAGGUAACAAGAAGUGUUCAAAGAAGCGGUUUCCAAACGACAUGAUAUUCACUGCCAUUUCUUCCAUGUUCCCUGAGUAUGGCUUUCCAGAUGACAUGAAAGAGAGGUACCGAGAGCUCACGGAGGUGUCGGACCCAAAUGUGCUGCCCCCGCAGUGCACCCCCAACAUCGACGGGCCCUGCGCGAAGUCGGUGCAGCGCGAGCAGUCCCUGCACUCCUUCCACACGCUCUUCUGCCGGCGCUGCUUCAAAUACGACUGCUUUCUGCACCCUUUUCAUGCUACUCCUAAUGUGUACAAACGAAAGAACAGAGAGACGAAAAUCGAGCCGGACCCUUGUGGAGCAGACUGUUUCCUCUGGCUGGAAGGAGCCAAGGAGUUCGCUGCGCUGCACAACCCGCGGUCCAAGUGCUCGGGCAGGCGCCGCCGGAGGCACCAUGUGGUCAGUGCUUCCUGCUCAAACACCCCGGCCCUCGCUGAGACAAGGGAGGGAGACAGCGACAGAGACACGGGCAAUGAGUGGGCCUCUAGUUCCUCGGAGGCAAACUCCCGCUGCCAGACCCCCACCAAGCAGAAGCUGAGCCCAGCCUCGUCCCAGCUGUUUGCGGUGGAGACGCAGCAGGAGCCGGUUGAGUGGACGGGAGCCGAGGAGUCGCUCUUCCGCGUCUUCCACGGGACCUACUUCAACAACUUCUGCUCCAUUGCCAGGCUGCUGGGGACAAAGACGUGCAAGCAGGUCUUUCAGUUUGCAGUUAAAGAAUCGCUUAUAACAAAACUGCCAACAAACGAAUUAAUGAAUCCAUCCCAGAAGAAGAAAAGGAAGCACAGGCUGUGGGCCGCGCACUGCAGGAAGAUCCAGCUGAAGAAAGAUAACUCGCCUACCCAGGUGUACAACUACCAGCCGUGUGACCACCCCGAACAUCCUUGUGACAGCUCCUGCCCUUGCAUCAUGACCCAGAACUUCUGUGAGAAGUUCUGCCAGUGCAACCCUGACUGUCAGAAUCGCUUCCCAGGCUGCCGCUGCAAAACCCAGUGCAACACCAAGCAGUGCCCGUGCUACCUGGCCGUGCGGGAGUGCGACCCGGACCUCUGCCUGACCUGCGGGGCUUCGGAGCACUGGGACUGCAAGGUGGUCUCCUGCAAGAACUGCAGCAUCCAGCGAGGUCUCAAAAAGCACUUGUUGCUGGCACCUUCGGAUGUCGCUGGCUGGGGGACUUUCAUCAAGGAGUCCGUGCAGAAGAACGAAUUCAUCUCGGAGUACUGCGGGGAGCUUAUUUCGCAGGAUGAGGCUGACCGGCGAGGAAAGGUCUAUGACAAGUACAUGUCAAGUUUCCUCUUCAACCUCAACAACGAUUUUGUCGUUGACGCCACUCGCAAAGGAAACAAAAUCCGCUUUGCCAACCACUCCGUGAACCCCAACUGCUAUGCCAAAGUUGUGAUGGUGAACGGAGACCACCGGAUAGGGAUCUUUGCCAAGAGGGCCAUCCAGGCGGGAGAGGAGCUCUUCUUUGAUUACCGGUACAGCCAGGCAGACGCCUUGAAGUACGUUGGCAUAGAGAGGGAGACGGAUAUCAUCUAGGCUGUGUGCCGGGGGGUCCCCAGCACUCCUUGCUGCUGCACCUUGUAAGCGAUGCCAUGUUUGCUUCACGCUGACAUGACUGCUGCCCGUGUUCCCCUUGCUGUGUGUGUCACAAGUGCUACUUGCUGCCCAGACACCCGGAGAGAGACUUGGGGCAGGAGUGUGAGCAGCUGCUGCCCGGGUAUCAGCUCUGCCCAGCCCCGGCGUGGGGCAGGCUCCAGCACCUUCCCUGCUGGCUGUCUCCUGGGCUGGAGGGAGCCCGUGGACCGAGGCAGCUGGGGCUUGAAGAAAAGCUGUGGUGCAGACGGUUUCCAGUCACCAGCUUUCAGCCUCUUUCCAAUUUUCUGCUGGCUGCUGAAAGCAAGCGAGGGACUGCCUGCACCGAGACCCUCGGGGCACGGCUCGGGGGCAGCGCCAGCUCCCCUGGGACAAGCUCUGGUCUCUGGUGCUGCCUCUCGCUGCCUCUUUUGUCCUGCUGACUAGGACAGCGACAGCAUCGGAAGCCGGUGAGCUGUGGCCACAUGCCUGCACGUCCCCGAGCCCCACAGCUGCUGUCCCUGGGUCUCUUUUUCCCUCUGCCCCAGCUGGCUGGAGGACAGAGACCACCAGCACGUGGCUCGUGUGGCCCGAUCCCCUGGGACGGGGCAAGCAGCACUAUGCAAAAAGUCACUUUGGGUAGGGAAGCUACUGAGCUGGUUAGAGACGAUGUUACGGGGGUGCUGCUGCAAGCACAAGGGGAAUCCACAGAAAGAAAGCACUGGGGAGCGGGAGGGAGCCCUCCCAGCCCGCAGCUGGCUGGGUCUGCUGGGGCUGGGGCAGCUCUGGGGCUGCGGGGGGAGCCCCCCACUGCUCGGCUGGGGCUGCAGCCAGGCUGGGAGCUGGGGCUUUGGCCGUGCUCCAGGCAGGUGCUUCCUGACCACGCAGUACCAAAGCUGCUUCCCCCACCCUCCUCUGCCAGGACAGUCCUUUUCGGAGAGGCAUGGGCCCUUUGAGACACGCCAGGCGCUUCAGGAGCCCUUCGCAUUGCACAGAAUUGCUUGGAUGUUGCUUCGGUGAGGUUUGAUCAGGGCGCAGCAGACCCGCAGCUGCUAUGUGCAGUGACGGAGGGGAAGGCUCCCCGGAAAGCUCUCCGGAGGCUUCUGAUGCUUUGGUCCUGGCCUUGGCCUUGGGGGUAAAUGGGAAAUGUUCUCUGGCAAGGUGAGGUUUGGCCUUAGCACCCCAUGCAAAAAGAAAAAGAAAAAAGCACUUUAAACUAAGCAUUCCCAGCCAGGCAGCUGAGCCCCGUGCGCUGCCCAGGGUGCUCUCAGGUUGGGGGGGGACCACGGACGUCCCAGACCGCCGCCGUCCUUCAGCAGCACCUUUGUGGGGCUGUUUGUCCAGGCCUGGGUGGGUGGGUGGAUGGAGGGAUUGAUGGAGGAAUGGAUGGAUGGAAGCCCCUUCCCUGAGCAGGGAGCUGGGCCUGAAGGUUGGGGCUGUCCCCUAGGAGCCACGUGUGCUGCCAGCUGGCCUGGCGUGGGAUGCAGGAAGCUGCUGGACUCCUGUGCCAGCCUGGAGCGGUGCUGCGGGACGGUGUUUGUCCAGGGCUGGAACCGCUGCCCUGCUCCUCUGGGAACCGCAGGGCUCCCACGCAGGGCAGGGCACGGCCCCCAUCGCAUCCCCAAAUGCAGAGAGCGCCCUGGGUCUGCACGGGGAGCUGAGCCCCUCCUGGCCCGGGUCUGCUCCCGUCCUGCCCGCUGUCCGUCCCGGCUGGCGGGGCUCUGGGUCCGUCUGGAGCAGCGCUUGUACCCCAGCCCCGCUCCCUCGCCCCCAGCCCCGCUCCCGCUGCCUCCGUCCCCCGGCUUGCCCCGGCCCCGCUGUCCGCUCGGUGUCCUCUGCCACGUUGGCCGUAUCUGCACUAUGCCAGGCUUGUGUCUGUGGUUCGUUGACGGUGAAUUAUAAUGCACUUUAAAAAGAACGCGGCUUGUAGCCUUUGUCAUAAUAAAGUGGUCGCCAACACCC
Messenger RNA from Cygnus olor (mute swan), 4985 nucleotides. It is a transcript of the gene EZH1, whose product is annotated as enhancer of zeste 1 polycomb repressive complex 2 subunit. Bases 753 to 2987 code for a protein of 744 amino acids. Gene Ontology annotation, molecular function: protein binding; histone H3K27 methyltransferase activity. The transcript is spliced from 20 exons. Lineage: Eukaryota; Metazoa; Chordata; Aves; Anseriformes; Anatidae. The record is from RefSeq and is a predicted model, not a curated record. Gene Ontology annotation, biological process: chromatin remodeling.